Molecule: messenger RNA, 1785 nt
Organism: Zymoseptoria tritici IPO323
Lineage: Eukaryota; Fungi; Ascomycota; Dothideomycetes; Mycosphaerellales; Mycosphaerellaceae
Gene: MgPRM1
Product: pheromone-regulated membrane protein 1
Exons: 1
Cellular component (GO): mating projection tip
Source: RefSeq, a predicted model, not a curated record
CUGACUCCUUAUCUCGGUCUUGGAGCUAGACUCUCACAGACCUGGAUCAAUCGAUGGACCAUCCUUCUCCUACUCGUACUGAUCCGAACCAUCUUUGCCAUCGCCACCAUCGACGACAACCUCCACACUGCCCGGAAACAAGCGUUGAGUGCCUGCACUUCUGUCGAGAAUGUGGGUUCCGCCAUGGCUAGCAUGCCACACUACAUGAGCCAAGGCGUCAACGAACUCAGCGCCCGGGGUAUCGAGAAAGCCAUCAAUGGUUUGAUGCAGAUGCUCAUCCUCACCGUCACUGGCGUGGAGGAAAUAGUACUCUUCAUCAUCAACCUACUGACUUCAACCUACGUCUGUCUCAUCACACUCGCUGUGAGCGGCAGUCUACAUGUCGCGGUCGAAGUGGCAGAGACUGUGGGCGAUGCACUCAAUUCUACUGUCAAGGGGGUGGGAGAUGGCCUUGGCGACGCAGCGGACGGCUUGCAAGAUGCUGUCAAUGGUUUCAUGAAAGAGAUCAACAACUUGGGCAGCUUCUUUACGGGUAAGGACCCGAAGCCGCCCAAGGUCGAUUUCUCCAAUGAGAUCAAAACUCUCGAAAGCCUUCAGCUGCCGGACGACUACGACCAGGGCCUUGAAAAGCUCAACAAAUCCAUUCCGACUUUCGCUGAAGUCCACAAUCUGACCGACUUCGCCAUACGACUGCCAUUUGAGGAAGUGAAGAAGCUCUUGAACGCGAGCUUGCCCAGAUACACGAUGAACAGCUCAAUAUUUCCUGUGCCUGCCAAAGAGCAGCUGACCUUUUGCUCGGACAACGACGGCAUUAACGACUUCUUCGACGGACUGGUGGACAUCGAGCGCAUGGCAAAGAAGAUCUUCUUCGGCGUCAUCAUCGCCCUGGCCAUCGCCGUGAUGGUGCCCAUGGCAUAUCGCGAAAUCCAACGUUGGCGGAAGAUGAAGGAGAGAGCGCAUCUGGUCAAAAACGAUGCAUACGACUCGAUGGAUGCGGUUUAUAUCGUGUCCAGGCCGUAUACUUCUGAUGCCGGUCUUUGGCUGGCCAAGAAGUUCUCUUCAUCUCGCCGUCGCGCUUUGGUGCGCUGGAGCGUUGCGUACGCUACCACCGUGCCUGCCCUUUUCGUACUCUCGCUCGGUAUCGCAGGCCUCCUCGCCUGUCUUUGCCAGUACACCCUCCUCAAAUCGCUUGAGAAGGAGGUUCCGAAGCUCGAAAACCAAAUCAUUGGAUUUACGGACAAAGUCAUUGCCUCACUUCAGAACGCAAGUGAGCAAUGGGCUGUCGGGACGAAUAAUAUCAUCAACGAGACGAACACGAAAAUCAACGACGAUGUGUUCGGUUGGGUCAACACAACGACCGGUGCAGUUAACAAUACUCUGAACGUCUUCGUCGAUGAGAUGAUGACAGUUCUCAACAAGACGUUCGGUGGCACCGUGUUGUACAGUCCCAUCUUGGAAGUGCUCAACUGCUUGGUACUCUUGAAGAUUCAAGGCAUCGAGAAAGGCUUGACGUGGGUCAGUGACAAUGCUCACAUCGACAUGCCCCUGCUUCCAAACGAUACAUUCUCUCUCGGCACGCUGAAUAAAGUCUCGGGCUCAUCGACUAACAUCCUGGCCACUGGACCUGAUGGUGCCGCGGCUGAUGCCGUGAGCGACGCAGUCGAUCAUGUUAUCCGUAUUCUCGCUUCAUCGAUACGACAAGAAGCCAUCAUAUCUGCUUGCGUUGUCCUCAUAUGGGUCGUCAUUGCACUCAUCGGGCUUAGCAGGGCGCUGUUGCUGCUCUGG